UAAACUGAUAAAUGGCUAAGUCUGGAGUUCCUUGAAGGCUGGGACUGUUUACAUGGCAGCUCAUCUUGGAAGGGUAGGUUUGGUUACACAGCCCCAUUUCAGGUCUGGGGUUUUCUUCCGAGGGCAUUCAGUGCUGUGUCAAUCCCCUGAUGACUGAAAUGCUGUCUGGCCAUUCUCGUUUUCUCUUUGCAUUCAUGAGAAUGUACAUACAGGCUGCCUUGAAACUCUUAUUUCCUAUUUCACCAGUGCACUUGGGUCCCCUGCCCCCUGCGAUUGAGAUCAGCCAAGGAAGUUAUUUUGGUAGGGGCCCUGCGGGAACAGAAGGGACAGAAAACUUUUCUAAAGGCAGGAAGCUGUUCUUAAACAUAAAUCCUAAAACACUUGACAGAAACAAACAACCAACCCAGCCUGUACACAUUCAAAAGUAGGAAGCAGGAUGUCCUAAGCCCAUCUUUGGCCCUGUUUCUGCGGGAAAAUAGUGCGUAACCCACCGACCUCUGCCGUGUCCCCCAGGAGAUGCCGCCCGAGGAAGGCAGAGGCGUGGGUGCUACCGUGGCUUCCGUCCUGGGACCCAGCAGGCACAGGGGAGCAUCUCUGGGGGCUCCGGUUUCUACCUUCACUUGUGGAGCUGCCGUGAUCUUGGGGGCCCAAGGGCUGGAGGGGGACCAAGAGAUGGAAGGCUGGCCAGUAAUGCUCCACAGCUCGGCCUGGCUGCCUCCUGAGAAGGAGCAAGCAUUUAUUGCCACCAGGCGGGACACAGCACAGCUGUCCGUGGACAGGCAGUCAGACCCAGUGCCCUUCAUGUGAGUCCAAACGUUAGAUUGGGUGACUCCGCCUCAUGCUUGAGAAACGUGUAAUUUAUUUGUGAAUGAAUGUGGGGCUUAGACCCCAGAGCCAUACUUUUCUUGUCUUUUCAAGCAGUUUCCUAGGUCAUGGUAGCGGUUGGAACACGAGGUGCCUAUUGGUGAUUUGCCCAAGGGCGAGCUGGCUGGUUGUGCCCUCCUUGAUUCUCCUCCCUGUCCUUCUGGAACCUUCUAGAUCAUCUCUGAGCAUCUUCUGAUCUGUCACACAGGGAAAAUGAAGAAUUGGCUUUGCGGGGGGGUGUUGGCAUCUAACCCCCUCCCCCCCCCCCCCCGCCCCCGGGGCUGCCGUUCGGGUUAUUCUACGACGUCCACUCUGGCUUGGGUUCAUUUUGUCUGCAAGAGAAUUUGGGUUGUCUCUUAACUUUCGGAAGAUGGCUUUUCCCUCGGUGCAAUUUUCCGUAGCGAAACUCUUUGCAGGACUGAAGGGUUAAGUCUGGGGGACUCCUUAUCCUCUCAGAAAUUGGGCCCAUCUCGCUUUAUUUCGUAAACGUGAGCUUUGCAGAAAAGCGGCUCUCUUGAAGAGGCUGCAGCACACUUGAGAAAAAUCUGCCAGAGCGUUUGGGAAAGCGUGAGUCAAGUUACAGGUGUUUUCACCUAACACAGGAAAACAUCUGUCCUAAUAUUUGGCGGCUUGUGGAGCCGGGGCUGCGUGAGUUUGGGUGGCUUCCAAGUGGGAUGAGGAUGGAAAGGAGACCCGGGCCUCCUCAUUCCCGUGUGGAGGGGGAGGCGCCCACCCUGGAGCCUCCCCCCUACCCACCGACCCCCCCAACCCUGCCUCUGGCAUUACACUUUGCCCUCCUUCUCAGAAAUCUGUUACUGGUUUCAUAGGAGCUGUUGGGUGCACAUUCUUCUAGACGGUCCUGCUUCAGUCAGAGAACUUGAACCUUAAACGAGGUAUUUGUAAGCCGGGCGAGCAGGUGUGCUCCAGGGGUGACGCGCUCACCUCUGAAGCGAUGUGUCCGUACCAGGAGCGGAGCCCUUCAGGCCAGCACCACACACUGUUAACGUUUUCUUCGUGACAAGACGGGAAGGAAAGGAAAUGGCACGAGGGACUGACUAAUCCUGAGGCUUGAGGUGGUUUUAUACCUUCCACUAACAGAGCGGGGGGCCCCGGCUCCAACAGCAGCACAGUGCUCCCCACGCUGAGGGGCGGGAACAGCCCAAGUUCAGGAAGUUCCUUUCUGAUACUCUAGCACUUAAUUUGGUAGGUGACCUCUUCAGUACCUGGGGGUUCUUUCUGGAGAAUCGUAAGCAAAAUGACAGAAUUACUGUGCUAACGAGGUUUCCUGUUUCGGGCGGCAGCGGGGCAGAGUGACCCGAGGUCAGCGCAGGGAAUUCUGGAAAGCGGAGCGUUUGCUCUGCCGUGUAUGAUCUGCGUCCCACGCCCUGUGGCCACCCCCAGGACAGGGCCCCUGGCUCCAUCCCCAGUGACUGGGAUGUGACAUAAUCAUAGCUGCUUCUAGAGUCGCUUGGGGCCAGAGCACCUGGAACGGGGCCUGGUGCAGACAUUGACCAACGUGGACGUCCUCUAAGAAGGAAACAGUAGGAGGAACGUGACGCCAGAGAGGCCUUGUUUCUGGUCACCUCUGCUCUUCCCGUCUUGCCCGGCCAGCCGGUGGAAGUGUUGACGAUGGGGCAGAGUCCCCACCCCUCCCCCUUUUGGCCACAAAACCCAAGACCGGAAGGGGAAGGUGACGAGGUAGACGUGGGCCGGGGCUUCUCGGGGGUGUCUGGCCCAUGUCCUCCGUCAGGCUGAGGUGUGACCUACCUGAUAGACGUGCCAGCUUGUGUCCUGUUCUCCGUCUGAGAAGGGUCCCGGGUGUCACGCCCCGGCCUCCGCAGCCCUGAGCGGUGAGAACCUGCCCACGGUGGGCCUGCCCAGCUUGCCAGCCCAGCCGUGCCGGGAAGUGAUCUGCUGUAACCAGAUAGCGCUGUUUCCAUUUGGUUGUGGGCUCCAGACCGCCCUCCCGUCCGUUUGGACGUGUCUUCUAAGCGGACACAUCCCGGGGCUGCUGGGGAGGCGUGUAAAUACUGUGUUGCAUGUGGCCAGGCCUGUUUCCUCGUUGCCUGCCCAGCCAGGCCUUUCAGCCCACGGGCACCAACGUGCCAGCAGAGGAAUGACCGACCAACCUUGGCACCAGCAGGCUGCUUUUAUACGCGGAAACCCUACAUUCGGCAGUGUGGCUUGUUAAUUUUUUUUUUUUGUUCCCCCACGCGUCCCAGGAGGGGAUCGCGGGGGAAGAUUUGGGUCUCCUCCUGCCAGCAUAUGUUUCCAGAUACCUUGAGGCUUUGUUGGUGUUUUGGGGGGUCAGAAGUGGUAACAGACUGGGUUCCUGGGCUCCGUCCUUGGCACGGAUUCUCAACAGUCCGCGGGUGGCCACAGAGCUCUGGAGGAACAGUGCUGUUGUAAACAGCCGGUCCCUACGUUUGGUAUGCCCGUGUGCACCGGGACACAAGGAGAUGGGAUAGAGCCCUGCUCCCUUAAACUGUCUCGCGUUGCCACGCACCCCCAGUUCAAAGUAGGAUUUGCACCUACUUUCCUCUCUCGCGGUAAAUUUUCGGUAUUUCUCAUUCCAAAAAAAAAAAUUUUUUUUUUUUUUUUUUUUUUUUUUUAAACAACCGGUGUUUUUCGUAAGUGAAAAAUCGAAUCUGCUGUAGACGUGGGUGAAGACAGCAGUCCGGUUUAACGGCUGCAGACGCGCACAGUGUCUUGUCUGUCAAGGUUCUCAACGGCACGCCGCCUUUGCAGCAGCAUGAUCACGAGCUUUUGUUUUUGUGGUGGGUUCGGUGUCAUGGGCUCCCGUGGUCGGAGGAGGGGAACCUGUAGCUUGGCUCUGUGUUGUUUCUCUGGGACCCUUCUCUCUCUUUAAAGAAAUGGUUGAAUGCUCAGAGGUGGGCCGUUCCUUAUUGAAAUUAAGUAACUGUUGUCCUUUGUGUUAUUGCGCCUGAAGUCCCUCUGAGCCAUGUAAGGAUCUUAAUCCUUGGGACUAUGGAGAAGCCUCCCCAACAUCGAAGCUCGCCGAGCCUGCUGGAAGGACGCUUUUCCUGCGAACGGAUAUGAAGGAAGGCACACCUAAGUUGCAGAAGCUUCCCGGUUUUGCUUCCUAAUGUCAGGGCUUAGUCGUUGACCUCUGUGGCAGUCUUAAAUUUUCUUUUCUUAACGUUUGUUUAUUUUUGAGAGAGAGAGAGAGAGUCGGGGAGGGGCAGAGAGAGGGAGAGACACAGAAUCCGAAGCAGGCUCCAGGCUGUCAGCACAGAGCCCGGCACGGGGCUCAAACUCAAGAACCGUGAGAUCAUAACCUGAGCCAAAGUCAGAGGCUUAACUGACUGAGCCACCCAGGUACCCUUCUGUUGUAGUCCUUAAGAUGGUAAAUUCUAGAUCACACACCGCAGGUGUUUGUUUGUUUGUCCCUGGCAGGAUGGAGGGUUUGGUGUUUUAUGAUAAUAAGGCAAAGAAUGCAUUUGGACUUGAGCAGCAGAACUCAUGUGAUUGGUAACCCCGGAGUCCUCUCAGAGCCAGAUUUCACUAUCGGCGGGGCAUUGGGCUGCAGGCCUGGCCCAUUUCUCAGGGUACCUCGUGUUCUAGAAUUGUGCAUGAGAUUGUUUUUUUCCCCUUUUUAUCCUGCCUGCCUGUUCACAUUUAAUUUGUUCUUAGCCGUGUGCAAUGGAUUAACAUUUCAUCAGGUUGGAUUAAGAUUGAAUUGACAUUAAAGCAGUCUUUUCCUACUUUCCUUCUGUCACUUUUAGGCGAUCCGAGGUGGGGGGUGUGGGGGUGCUCAUCCCAAAAGUGCCCUGGUGAGGACGAAGGAGAUAAGCCAGGGCUUCAGUGUGAAAAUAAUUCCCAGUCGUGGGUCGGGAGGCCUGGCUGGAGCCCUCAGCCCUCCUCCUCCGUCUAACGAGAUGUCACAUGGAACAAAAGCUUUAGGGGUUUUAUUUAGCUCCUAAUCCCCAUGCUGAGAGAGCCGAGGUCCAUGUGAGCUCGCCCGCCGGGAGGAAGGGGGGCCGGCGAGCUGGGCGCAGCCUCGUCCCCGGGACUCUGGUGCUGCAGCUGGGGAGUGAGGCGAAGUUACCGUGAGUGUUGUGUUUUGCCUACUAAGGUUUCGGAGGAUUAAUAAUUUAGGCCGUACUUUGAAACAGAAAACCCCCAGUUGGUCUUUCCUGCCGUCCGGGAAGGGUUCGGAUGCAGCAGGCCGGCUGUGAUGUGUGUCACUGAAGAUUCGUAGAGACCGGCCGCCUCCCCCGCCUCGGCCGCCGCCGUCCCUCCUUCCCGAUGCCGGUCCCCAGCCGGCAGGUCCCCAUCGGCCGAUCCCAGAGCUGGGAUGCUGCCGGGUGGUACGAGGGCCCCUGGGAGGUGGCCGAGGCCCCGGCGAGGAGCAGCUCCGUGGCGGACGGCGGCACGGCGGGACCGUGGUACGAGCCCCAGGGCGCAGGCGAGCCCUUCCUCUACCGGGAGGCCUUCUUCAACUCUGUGGCUGGCAGCAAGAGCCCCGUCGCCGACUUCGCCUUUUACGACAGCAGACAGGCGCUGAUGUCUGGCCGGGGCGCCCUGCUGCCGCGGGAUUACUACGGCGACGCGGCCGCCCGGGUGCCCAAGGAGGCUCGCCACCUGCGGGACCCGGGACUCAGCCGGUCGCUGCCUGGUUACGGCGUGACGGGCGGCAGGCUGACGUGGGAUCAGGUGCAAGGCCGGGUCCCCGCCCUGCAGGAUGCCGGGCACCUGUACCGGGACCCCGCGGGUAAAGGGGUGGCUCAGGGGCAGCGGACACAGAGCCGGGCCCCGUCGCCCACGCACUGUGCGGGGGAGCCGCUCGAUGGCAGGUUCUCGGCCCAGGCCCCCGCCUACCCCGCCAGCCAGAUCUACAACGACGUCGCCGAGAGGCCUGUGGAUUCCGCCCUCUCCAGGCAGGCGGCCCCCACCUGCCUGGUCGUGGACCCCAGCACGGCCGCGGCGCCGGACGGCGGCCCAGGGGUGGCCCCGGGAGCCCUGAACCGAGGCUACGGGCCUGCCCGGGAAAGCGUCUCCGGGCUGGUUUACGAGAACUGCGAGGUGGUCCUGCCAUCCUUCCAGGGCCCCGGCGGCAGGAGGAGCACGCUCCCUGAGUUCCUGGCCCUCCUGCGGGCCGAGGGGGUGGCGGAGGCCACCCUGGUGGCCCUGCUGCAGCAGGGCUUUGACUCUCCGGCCGUCCUGGCCACCAUGGAGGACGCGGACAUCAAGUGCGUCGCGCCCAACUUGGGCCAGGCCCGCGUGCUGAGCCGCCUGGCCGCCGGCUGCAGGACCGAGAUGCACCUGCGGAGGCAGGGCCGGGUGGGCCCCCUCCCCCGGGUGCGCUCCAGCAGCUUCAGCCACCGAAGCGAGCUCCACGGGGACUUGUCUUCUGUGGGCGCCGCGGCCUCGCAGCCCCAGCCCGUGGGUCCCCUGCAGGCGGCAUCCCCCCGAGCAGGAGACCCGGCCCGCCGCCCCUCCAGCGCGCCAUCAUCCCAGCACCUCCUGGAGACGGCGGCCACCUACUCUGCCCCCGGGGUGGGCGCCCAAGCGCCCCCCUUCCCCUCCAACUCUGGGUACGGCUCACCCACCCCCUGCGCCCUGACAGCACGGCCGGGCCCCACGUGCCCCCCACAGGCCGGGGUGGCCUUAACUUACCCGGGCCCGGCCCCUCCCCUUCACCCAGGCCCCAGAACGGCCUACUCCACGACAUACACGGUGCCCAUGGAGCUGCUCAAGAGGGAACGCACUGGGGCCGCGUCUCCCCUGCCCACCCCCCGUGGCAGCCCCCAGCUCUUGCGGAAGCCCGGUGUCCCCGUGGAACCGUCCACCCUGCCGCCAGCCGGCCAGAGCCUCCACACGCCUCACUCGCCCUACCAGAAGGUGGCCCGGCGGACGGGCGCCCCCAUCAUCGUCUCCACCAUGCUCGCUCCAGAACCAAGCAUCCGCCCCCAGAUCAUGAACGGCCCCCUGCACCCCCGCCCCCUGGUGGCGCUGCUCGAUGGGAGAGACUGCACCGUGGAGAUGCCCAUCCUGAAGGACCUGGCCACCGUGGCCUUCUGUGACGCACAGUCCACUCAGGAGAUCCACGAGAAGGUAUUAAAUGAAGCUGUUGGCGCCAUGAUGUACCACACCAUCACCCUCACCAGGGAGGACCUGGAGAAGUUCAAGGCCCUGAGGGUGAUCGUGCGGAUAGGCAGCGGCUACGACAACGUUGACAUCAAGGCUGCCGGUGAGCUCGGGAUCGCCGUGUGCAACAUCCCGUCCGCGGCGGUGGAAGAGACGGCCGACUCGACCAUCUGCCACAUCCUCAACCUGUACCGGAGGAACACGUGGCUGUACCAGGCGCUGCGGGAAGGCACGCGGGUCCAGAGCGUCGAGCAGAUCCGGGAGGUCGCCUCGGGAGCAGCCCGCAUCCGCGGGGAGACGCUGGGCCUCAUCGGCUUCGGUCGCACGGGGCAGGCGGUUGCUGUUCGAGCCAAGGCCUUCGGAUUCAGCGUCCUAUUUUAUGACCCCUACUUGCAGGAUGGGAUAGAGCGGUCCCUGGGCGUACAGAGGGUCUACACCCUGCAGGACUUACUGUACCAGAGCGACUGUGUCUCCUUGCACUGUAAUCUCAACGAACAUAACCACCACCUCAUCAAUGACUUUACUAUAAAGCAGAUGAGGCAAGGAGCUUUCCUAGUGAACGCAGCCCGCGGCGGGCUGGUGGACGAGAAGGCCUUAGCGCAAGCCCUCAAGGAAGGCAGGAUACGAGGGGCAGCCCUCGACGUGCACGAAUCGGAGCCUUUCAGCUUUGCUCAGGGUCCCUUGAAAGAUGCACCGAAUCUCAUUUGUACGCCCCACACAGCUUGGUAUAGUGAGCAAGCCUCACUGGAGAUGCGGGAGGCAGCCGCCACCGAGAUCCGCCGGGCCAUCACAGGUCGCAUCCCCGAAAGCUUAAGAAACUGUGUGAACAAGGAAUUCUUUGUCACAACAGCUCCCUGGUCAGUAAUAGAUCAGCAAGCCAUUCAUCCGGAGCUCAACGGCGCCACAUACAGAUACCCGCCAGGCAUCGUGGGCGUGGCUCCCGGAGGACUUCCUGCGGCCAUGGAAGGGAUCAUCCCCGGAGGCAUCCCGGUGACUCACAAUCUCCCCACCGUGGCACACCCUUCCCAAGCUCCCUCUCCCAACCAGCCUACAAAACACGGGGACAAUAGAGAGCACCCCAAUGAGCAAUAGCAGAGAAUGACGAACGGUCAUCCUUCAGAUAAACCUGGGACCAAGAGACAGUGACAAAUAGAUGAACUAAGGAAAAGGAAUCUGACCGUCUUUUUAACCGAUUCCGGACACACGCCUCACAUUGAUGUCGCAGUGUUACAUACAUACGAGCUAGACGCCGAGACGCGGGGAAGCAGAAGCUGUCGUCUGGUUACGGAAGCGCUGAAAAGACUAGGACGUGAUUUAUUAACGACCAACUUCUGUUAUUGUGUGUUACGUUCUUCAUCUGUGCAUCAAAUCACAAAGAAUAAAUAGAUCUUUUUCCUUUAUCAGCCCCUUGGGCACAGCAGGUCCUCAACACCUUGCUCUAGAAUGUUGCAUCUGAAGUUCCAAACGUCAAAAUAAAAAAUGCUAAGAGGAAAUCCCCCUCCUGUGACUCUAGUCCCUUCGGUCCGUGGGGGCUGGUGACCUCUUUUGCUAAUAGGAAGAUUCAGUUACUACAAGAUGGGGAGGAGACUGUUGGCCUGUGUCACACAACCGCAAGCAUAGGAUCGAGGACCAUACAGCCUCCUGUACAGAAGCCUCUCUCCCAUCUGAACUGCAUACUGAGCGGGCGAGUUGGUUGUGAAGUCAGUAAUACCCUCUGAUGAUGCAAAAAAAAAAAAAAGGAAAAAAAAAAAGAAAAAGAAAAAAAAGAAAAAGUAUUAAGUUUCACAAGCUGUUUGUACUCAAAUAUAUUUUCUCAGUUUCAGAUCCUCAGCUAUUUUAUUGAGUGGAAAGUCUUGAGCUAAAAGAGUUCAAGAAAAAUAAUGUUGCAUUUCCUUAUGUCUCAGGAAACACUUUUUAUGGUAACUUGUCAGAUUGUCUAUGAACAAACCCACUUUUUUAGACAUUGAUAAAGUCUUCUUUUCUUCACGUGAUAUUUUAUACAAGAACACUUCAGGUGUGUUAUUAGAUGUGACUGAUUUUAACAAAUCCUAUUAGAUUUGUAUCAACUAGUUACAUGUUAUAUUCAUAGUCUUUUGUGAAUCAUCGCCUUUUUGUUUAAAAGAUGGCCUAUUUUGAGCCUUUGUAUAGGUACAUUCCUGUUUUUGUGACAAAAAGAAAAAAAAAAAAAAAACCUUUAAAACUGUCCCAAACAGAAAAAUAAUGGCUAUCGGAACUGUUUUGUUUUCGUGUGAGUCACCGUUCCUGUAUUUGUUUAUUGUAAAGGUGGACAUAUAGCGUUCAGUGCAGUUUUCAAUAAAAAGUAAUAAAAAUUU
Messenger RNA from Acinonyx jubatus (cheetah), 9308 nucleotides. RefSeq names its product C-terminal binding protein 2 (gene CTBP2). The coding region runs from base 5134 to 8067 and encodes 977 amino acids. Gene Ontology annotation, molecular function: oxidoreductase activity, acting on the CH-OH group of donors, NAD or NADP as acceptor; transcription corepressor activity; NAD binding. The transcript is spliced from 9 exons. NCBI's taxonomy places the organism in Eukaryota, Metazoa, Chordata, Mammalia, Carnivora, Felidae. The record is from RefSeq and is a predicted model, not a curated record.